Cuscuta epithymum is the source of this 558-nucleotide messenger RNA. Lineage: Eukaryota; Viridiplantae; Streptophyta; Magnoliopsida; Solanales; Convolvulaceae. The record is from the annotation of a GenBank genome assembly.
ACGAAUUCUUCUAUCUGCUCUUGUGUCUCUUAUUUUGUGCUUAGUUUUAUCCCCUUCAGCUAUGACAUGUUCAAAUUUCAUCUUAAACUUAAAAGGCAAAAGCAACACCUCAGAACAUGGAAUAGGAAAGUUUUUGGCAAUAUUUUUUUAUAAAGGUUUCUUGAGGUCGUGCAGUGACAUGAAGGAUCGCCUACAGAUCUUCCAUGGCAAAGAAGAUGUUUAUUUUGUGACUAGGGGGCAACCCUUUCUGCACCAAAUCCAGAUGACUUUUGAACUCAAAUGGUCCACUAUCUUCUUCCUGAAGCAUGGCCGGGGUAGAGCACUGCAGCUCGCCAUGUCAUCAUGCCGGUGUAGAGGAGCAGCCAAUUAAACCCACUACAUAUGAGAUAAGUACUGCUACCUGCAAUGAUGUUACUGGCCCUUCUUGAUCUCGCACCACGCUAUUGUUCCCUCACUCCAUUACUGUGAUUUUUUUGAUCUUUCUAACCCAAACAUUCGAACUGAAGUGUUAAUUGACCAUGCUUUUGUAAUGGACAACAUUGAACUGUUUUUUUUCCC